AUGCGUGAAGGGGAGUUGCUGGAUGCUGGGGAAGGGAAGGUGGGCGGGCUGACAACAGGGAAUGUGCGCGCGUGGGGAAGGGAAUGUGCGCGCGUGGGGAAGGGAAUGUGCGCGCGUGGGGAAGGAAGUGUGCCUUCGUGGGGAAGGGAAUGUGCGCACGUGGGGAAGGGAAUGUGCGCGCAUGGGGAAGGGGAUGUGCGCGCGUGGGGAAGGGGAUGUGCGCGCGUGGGGAGGGGGAUGUGCACGCCUCGUGGGGAAGGGGAUGUGCGCGCGCUGGGGAAGGGGAAUUGCUCGCGGUGGGAAGGGAAUGUGCGCGCUCUGGGGAAGGGAAUGUUUGCGCGCGGGCGGAGUGCAGUUGCGCGCGCUAGUGAAGGGAACGUGCGCGCGAUGGGGAAGGGAACGUGCGCGCGCAGGAGGGGGGCAUGUGCGGGCGCUUGGGAGGAGAGUGUUUGGGCGAUUGUGAUGGGAUUGUGCGCGCGAUUGAGAAGGGACUCCUCCUGUCCUGGCGCUGCGGAAAGGAAUAUCCGGGCGCUGCGGAACGGAAUGUCUGGGCGCACUGUGUGGGCAUGUCUGGGCGUUGGAGAAGGAAGUAUGAGGGUGACGCAGACCUGGAAUGGCAUGGCGACGCGGAGGAAUAGGGAGGGCGGCGCGCAGGGACUGUGA
Messenger RNA from Closterium sp. Naga37s-1, 663 nucleotides. The record is from the annotation of a GenBank genome assembly. Lineage: Eukaryota; Viridiplantae; Streptophyta; Zygnematophyceae; Desmidiales; Closteriaceae.